This is a messenger RNA of Neoarius graeffei (lesser salmon catfish), 1358 nucleotides long. Its product is annotated as intraflagellar transport protein 20 homolog. Gene Ontology annotation, biological process: protein localization to cilium; centrosome localization; intraciliary transport. The transcript has 5 exons. NCBI's taxonomy places the organism in Eukaryota, Metazoa, Chordata, Actinopteri, Siluriformes, Ariidae. The record is from RefSeq and is a predicted model, not a curated record. Bases 372 to 770 code for a protein of 132 amino acids. Gene Ontology annotation, cellular component: intraciliary transport particle B; cilium; centrosome.
GUGGAACACGCACUUUGACCCCAUACUGGGCUUUUCUCUCCCUUGUCCAUGCUGUUGUGUUAUUGGUUAGCAUGUUAGCCUUGCUGCUGUCGGUUAGCCGCAGAGCUACGUGUCGGUGAGCCGGUACACGGUUCGGCCCGAGAGAGAGAGAGAGAGCGGUUCCUUCAGUGUCUAAAUGUUGUGGUAGGGUUUAAACAGCAGAAGCAGGAGCUGGACUCCUGUGGUGUCUUUAUAUCGACAGAUACCGGUUUAUUUUGCUCUGGCUGCUGCUUGUUUUGUUGUCAGUGCGCGGUUCCUGCUAAAGGAAUUCUGGUUCUGAUUCUCCAGACAAUAGUGGACCGUGGUGGUGUUUAGGGUUCUGGUUCCUGGUCAUGGCUCAAGAUCCACUAGCAGACGCUGGACUUCACUUCGAUGAACUCAACAAGUUACGAGUCCUCGAUCCAGAUGUCUCCCAGAAAACCACCGAGCUCAAAGAGGAAUGCCAAGACUUUGUUGACAAAGUUGGGCAGUUUCAGAAGACAGUAGGUGGACUCGUUGAAAUGGUGGAUGAACUGGCCAAGGAAGCAGAAAAAGAAAAAAUGAAGGCAAUAGGUGCUAGAAAUCUGCUGAAAUCAGUUGUGAAACAACGAGAGGCUCAGCAGCAACAGCUCCAGGCUCUAAUUGCAGAGAAGAGGAUACAGCUGGAAAGGUACAGAAUUGAAUACGAAGCUCUUUCCAAAGUCGAAGCGGAGCAGAAUGAGUUCAUUGACCAGUUUAUGCUGCAGAAAUGAUCAUCUUUUCUUCAGCAUUUUGUCAAGAGGACAGAAAGUAUGAUGCUAUGCGUCUCUGAAAAUGACUUCACCAAUAAGAAGUGGGAUUCUCACUUGGUCAUUUGUUUCAGUCCGUGGAUUCAACAACCUCAGCAUAUGACCCAGUUCCUGGGGUUACAAAUGUAACACAUCUGUUCCACAAUAAGGCAUUCAAUAAGUAUUUAGAUAUAAAACAAAAUAUUUAUACUAUUUAUAUAGAAUUGUUCUGUAAAUCUUAUUUUAAUACUUUUUGCUACCAGGUAAAAUACAGUACCUGCAUGUUACUGUAAAUAAUUACAAAAUCAGGACGAGUGAUUAUCUGUACAUUUUGUAUUCUUUUUGUGACUUGAACACUUUUGAUUUUAUCGUAUCUUUAAUUUCUUGACACUCUUGGUUUUUCAUGGGACCACAAGAGGAAGUGCAUUUAAAGUUCAGGAAAUUUCAAUCACCAAACAGUGCAUUUAUUUACUUUGUUUACAGUACAUUAUUAAAAUCCUGACGCAGCACCUGCCGUCAGUCAUGCUUGCUUUGACAGACGUCAUGUAUAUUUGAAUAAAACUAUUUUGCUCA